GAUUCCGUCGACGCUGAUCACGUGACUCCGUCCUACGUCUUUCCCGCUGGUUAGCUAGUCAAAUUAGCUGUUUGCAACCCUUGAAACUCGUUUACGUCUGCUUUCGCUUGAAAGUCCAAUCAUGGAGAUAGGGGCUGAAAUUAGCAAGAAAAUAAGAGCUGCUAUUAAAGGAAAGCUUCAAGAACUCGGUGCUUACAUUGACGAGGAACUCCCAGAUUACAUCAUGGUAAUGGUGGCCAACAAGAAAACCUCCCAGCAGAUGGCUGACGAUCUCUCGCUUUUUUUGGGGAACAACACCGUUAAAUUCACCGCCUGGCUGCACGGCGUCCUGGAGAAGUUACGAACAGUCGCAGUGGAGCCUGCCCCUGUCAGACAUGAGCAACAGCCAAUUAGCAGCACGUCUGUCACCAGAACGGAAGAUUUUAAGCCUAACGCACGCUCUGAUAGGACGGAAUCCCGCAGCUCCGCCCACGAAAACCGGAGGGGCAGUGUCGAGAAGGGUUCUUCCCGUCUGACGUCUGCCGUCAAGCCCCUCAUGGAGCUCCUCCCCUCCGACGCGGUUAUAGACAUCAAGCCGGAGAUGGACGACGAAUUCGGCGAGGACGGAGCAGAGACGGCCACCGCCCAGAGGGCAGCGCGUGGCAGUCGGCCGUCGGUGGAACUGUACAAGGCGGGUCAGAGCAAGCUGAGCAAUACGUCGCGGUCUGCCGAAGGAUCGUCGCACGGGAGGCAUCAAGACGGCAGAAGCAGUAGAGCCUCCAGAGGCGGGUCCACCAAGGAGUCCCGUAAACGCAAGGCACCCGUGAGCUCUGUCGUGCGAGUGAGCAUCGACUCCGACGAGGAAAGCGACGACAUGGACGAGGAUGACGACGCAAACCCCGGGGGUCGGGGUCUUUCCAGUCGGGUGUUGCUACCGUCCAAACCGGAACGAAAGCCAUCACUCCCACCUGCCAAGCAGGCCAACAGGAAUCUCAUUUUGAAGGCCAUCUCUGAGGCACAGGACUCCAUUAACAAGACCACCACAUUCCCAAUACUUCCACAGAGGCAAACGGUUCCCGUUGCGCCUCGUGCCCGCUCUGCAAAAGAUAAUGAGAUGACGGCGGCCAUCCAACUGGUGCAGCAGCACCUGCACAACGCUCCCUCUAGGGGGCAGCGGUCAUACGCGCCUGAAGAGCAGCCUAGCAGAACUCUGGCACCGAGCAGAUCCGUGGCCGCUCAUUCGCCGUCGGAAUUACCGCAACGUAACGACGGAGACAAUGAGGACCCGAGCAGCGCGAACAAGCAGUUCGACACACGUUCCAUUAUCGUAAGUCGACCGCCGGCGGACGAAAGCCGAAGUCGGGAUCGCAAGCUGAAAGAUGAGCUUGCACUACCGCGCACUGUGCAGACCGGCAGGGAGAAAGACAUGUCCAACAGCCCCAAGUUUAUCGUGACACUGGAGGGCGUCCCGAGCCCGCUGGGAAACAUGACAGAGACGGACGUGGAGCUAGAAGACGUUCGGCCACCAACUACUCUGGGCGCCAAGUCCAAAGUCGGUGUCCUGCAAAGGUUGCAUGGAGAGCUGCCCUCAAUGGACACUUCAUUUGAUGACCCAAUGGAAGAAGACAUGUUUGACAUGGACACGACGCCUUUAAAAAAAAUGAAAGUAAUGGAGCGCUGCAAGUUCUGGCCGGUGUGUAAGAGCGGAGAUGAGUGUCCUUAUCACCAUCCAACAAGAACGUGCAAGACGUUUCCUUCGUGCAAAUUUGGCGACAAAUGCCUUUUUAUCCACCCCAACUGUAAAUAUGACGCAAGGUGCAGCAAGCCCGACUGUCCUUACACGCACGUGAGCCGCAGGGGUACUGUGGCUCCACCUCCGAGGCCAGUUGCUCCAGCAGCACCAACCAUGAGCAUGUGCCGCUUCUUCCCACAUUGCAAGAAUAUGGAUUGCGCUUUUUAUCACCCAAAGCCAUGUCACUUUGCCAGCCAGUGUAACCGAGACGGUUGCACCUUCUUCCACCCAAACACGUCGGUGCCGCCCAGGCACGCCCUCAAGUGGACCAAGACACAGAGCAGCUAACGAAGUCACGCCUCCAUUUUGAGGAAAACGUCAAAUGUACUGUCAACACUUGGGAUGGAUUUUAUUUGUAUUUACAUUUAUUUGUGGUGUUACAUUUUUUUUGUUUUUUUUUGUUUUUGCUAAAGCUGUCAAUUAAAAUACUCAGUGGAUGAACACAACUUCUGCUUUCCUAUCUCAAUUCAACAUGGAUGUUCUGUUUAUGUAACAUCACAUAUGAUCGUGCUGGAAUGUACUGUAGUUUGUUUUCAUAGUUAACAUUUUUCAUGUGAAUAUAUGAAAAGUUGUAACUUGAAAGUGUGCUUCCACUUUAGCUAAAAGCAGCUAACAUUUCCCCACAGAGAUCAACUUGAAGCAUAAGCAAAAAUGAUUGCCAAAGAUUAUAGUUCAUCAAUGCCAGAAAAACAGGUGAGCAAACCUGCCUAACAACAAGUGGAGCAGGAGUGUAAUCGUAUGACAUGCUUGUUGAAAUGUGAUUUGGUGACCUUUUGAUUCUGGUGGGGUGGGGGAGCGGUUAGCCACACUAAGCCACAGGUUGCUAACCGUCAUAUGCUAUUGUUUAGCCAAAACUGGAUUUAUUACUUUAUACAUUCUUCACACAGCCGCUGGAAACAGAACUGUUGUUUAAUUCAUCCACACGCGACCGGAGAUUGUUUUUUGAUUGAUUGAUGAUUUUACGACACGGCUGCUGAGCGCUGGUCCACAUGGGAAACGUACAGUGCUGGCCAAAAGUAUUGGCACCCCUGCAAUUCUGUUAGAUAAUUCUCAAUUUCUCCCAGAAAAUGAUUGCAAUUAUAAAUUAUUUGGUAGUAAUAUCUUCAUUUAUUUUGCUUGCAAUGAAAAAAAAAAAAACAAUAAAUUUUUUAAAAAUAAUUAUCCAUUUACUAGGGCUGUCAAAAUUAUCGCGUUAACGGGCGGUAAUUAAUUUUUUAAAUUAAUCACGUUAAAAUAUUUGACGCAAUUACCGCACAUGCCCCGCUCAAACAGAUUAAAAUGACAGCACAGUGCAAUGUUCACUUGUUACUUGUGUUUUUUGGAGUUUUGUCGCCCUCUGCUGGCGCUUGGGUGCGACUGAUUUUAUGGGCUUCAGCACCCAUGAGCAAUGUGUAAUUAUUGACAUCAACAAUGGUGGGCUACUAGUUUAUUUUUUUGAUUGAAAAUUUUACAAAUUUUAUUAAAACGAAAACAUUUAAGAGGGGUUUUAAUAUAAAAUUUCUAGAACUUGUACUAACAUUUAUCUUUUAAGAACUACAAGUCUUUCUAUCC
Messenger RNA from Corythoichthys intestinalis (scribbled pipefish), 3322 nucleotides. It is a transcript of the gene zc3h14, whose product is annotated as zinc finger CCCH-type containing 14. Gene Ontology annotation, biological process: regulation of mRNA stability. Lineage: Eukaryota; Metazoa; Chordata; Actinopteri; Syngnathiformes; Syngnathidae. The record is from RefSeq and is a predicted model, not a curated record. The transcript is spliced from 18 exons. Gene Ontology annotation, molecular function: poly(A) binding; metal ion binding. Gene Ontology annotation, cellular component: cytoplasm; nucleus. Bases 122 to 2059 code for a protein of 645 amino acids.